Molecule: messenger RNA, 2235 nt
Organism: Syngnathus typhle (broad-nosed pipefish)
Lineage: Eukaryota; Metazoa; Chordata; Actinopteri; Syngnathiformes; Syngnathidae
Product: gastrula zinc finger protein XlCGF17.1-like
Exons: 3
Coding region: 317-1471 (384 amino acids)
Biological process (GO): regulation of transcription by RNA polymerase II
Cellular component (GO): nucleus
Molecular function (GO): DNA-binding transcription factor activity, RNA polymerase II-specific; RNA polymerase II cis-regulatory region sequence-specific DNA binding
Source: RefSeq, a predicted model, not a curated record
UCUCCGAGCGGAUGUUGCAUGGAAGAGUACCGGGAACUCAACGUUGCGGUUCCGUGAUAUCAACACUAGUUUGGACGCCCUACCUAAAUUCUCGUCGCGCGCGGAUGGAUGUAGAUGAACCAGAGUUAAACGUCACCCUUGAAAGAGUGCUUUCCGGAUAAACUCCGCCGCCGUACGUUCUACCGAGCUUAGCUUAGCUUUUAUUAGCCGCCCAGUGUUUCUCUCUCCCUGGCUCUGGCUCUGGCUUCGGCUUCCCUUGCCACCUUUGGGGAAACCGUGUCACUUGAGGGUGUUCGCUUAAAUUGUUUGUGUGAAAAUGGGCACAACGAGUGGAACAAAUGAGAACGAGCAUCAAGGUCAACUACAGGACGCGGUUCUCCAGCAUCCUCCAGUCGUGUUGCACACUGCAAGCGUCACAGGUGGAGAUGUCGGUCCUGAGCGGCACGACUCGGAAUUGGCCAACGUCAAAGAGGAGGAGUGGGAGGGGCCAGAGCCUGCCCACAUGAAAGAACGGGAGCUCGAGCUGCAGCUUCCUCGCGUCAAAGAGGAAGAACAGGAGCUUCCGUUCAUUGGCAUCGUUGUGAAAAGCGAAGACGACGUCAGUCAACAGGAGCCAGAGUCACCUCAGGCUAAGGAAGAGGAGGAGGAGCUCACCGAGAUGCCGCCGACCGGCAAAGAGGGGCUUCGACGCGAGGAGGGCGGAGGGACGGGGCCUCUCGGCCGCAGCUCUACGACACCUGAAGGUGGCCCGGGCCACCCUGGAAGAUCCCGUGCGGACGGCCUCUUGGCUCCGCUUUCCGAUCACCGCCACGACAUUUGGCACUCUGGUAAUAACCGUGAGGAUGACGGAGGACACUCUGGCAGCGUUUCAUGUCAGACAGACAACCUGCGCUGGACAUGUUCUCAGUGUGACAAAACAUUUGAAGCCAAGUCCGAUUUGAAAAUGCACACUGGGGAAAAAGCUCUGGCCUGCUCGCUUUGUAGUCAAGGAGCCCCUUUGACCAACUCAAUUGAGGAAAAACAUUUUGCUUGCUCAGUCUGCCACUUGAAAUUCCGGAAGCAGUGCAAUUUAAAGGCCCACAUAAGAACACACACAGGAGAGAAACCUUUUGCCUGCUCGGUCUGUGAGAAAAGAUUUACGGAAAAGGGCCAUCUGAGAACGCACUCAAGAACGCACACUGGGGAAAAACCUUUUGCCUGCUCAGUGUGCGAGCAGAGGUUCUCGGAGAAGGGAAGCUUACGAAAACACGCGAGAACCCACAGUGGGGAGAAACCUUUUGCCUGCUUGGUUUGUGCGAAAACCUUCACUCAGAAGGGACAUUUGCGAAGGCAUUCGAGAACGCACUCCGGAGAGAAGCCUUUCAGCUGCAAUGUGUGCGCUAAACGCUUUGCCAAUAAGUAUCAGGUUACAAUCCAUCAUUGUGCUGGUGGUGAGAAAAGCAGUGGGCAUCAAGCUUCAAACAGACAGUGACCAAACAAAGUCAGCUAGCUGUUUUGUGGAAAUAUUCCACAGCCUUCCAUUCGAAGGAAGGCCUCAUUGGAUUUGUCCCCUCUGACCAAAUUCGUCUUUGAACUGUUUCGAUCGCUUGGACCAACAACGGUGCUUUUUCAAGCGCUCUAGCACUAAAGUCCAGCUGGCAUUUUGGAUCAGCUAGCUAGCUGUACAUUGGGGGCUGGCUGCAUCAUGUUGGCAAUAUGAUUGCGACAUGUAGCUAAAGAAAUGACCGAGCUCAUGAAAGAAGUAGAUGCUGUAGCAAUAAGCACGCUCAAUGUAUUCUUAGCUAAUUCAUUGUAAUUAACCUUGAUCAUGUUCAAUUCUGGAUGAUGAUGCCGCGCGUAGAUCGAGCUUUUCAACUGCUUUUGUCCGUGCUACCGCCAGUAGAGCAGAGCAGAGCAGAGGAGAGCUGUAAAAAGCCCCCUCCCUCCCUUCCUCCGGUCUGCAGGUGCUUUUUACUUUGUUUUUCUGCUCAUCAUAAGCAAAGAUACGAUUCGUUUGACAAAUGAGUCAUUUCAUUGAUUCCGUUGCGUUUUGUCAGUCGUCGAGCGAGGAAAACGCACAGCUAGGAGCUGAGCCAUCUGCGCCUCCAAAGUGGCUUCUGUUGUUUGGUGCAGGUGGUGAAUUUCUGCUAUGGUGGCCCACUAGCUGUGCCUAUGUUACAAAGCUCUGUAUGCCGUGCCAGUGGUUCUGAUUGACUAACUCGCUUUGUAUCAAUUAAUACGAGUAUGUACACAUUG